Molecule: messenger RNA, 207 nt
Organism: Sclerotinia sclerotiorum 1980 UF-70
Lineage: Eukaryota; Fungi; Ascomycota; Leotiomycetes; Helotiales; Sclerotiniaceae
Exons: 2
Coding region: 1-207 (68 amino acids)
Source: RefSeq, a predicted model, not a curated record
AUGGGUUUUAACACUACCAACAAUACUUGUAAUCCGUUAGAGUCAGUCGUGGGCGGUCACUGGUCACUGGUCAACACGGGAAUCAACAUUCACGGUUCCUUGAGACUUGAGUCCACCAGGUCCUUAUCAAUCGGAUAUGUACAGCCAAAUCCUGUUCAGAGUCCACUUUCAUUUCAAGCUUUUCCCAAGAAGCUUACGAGUCAAUGA